Molecule: messenger RNA, 2898 nt
Organism: Varroa destructor (honeybee mite)
Lineage: Eukaryota; Metazoa; Arthropoda; Arachnida; Mesostigmata; Varroidae
Source: RefSeq, a predicted model, not a curated record
AAACGCAUUACCUCAUGACGUUGGUCAUGAUUACAUAAUGAUAUAAUAGUUUCUUCACCACGACGGUUACGUGCUAUAAAACAUUACUGGAAUUAUUCUCUAUACAUUGAGGUUGACGGGGAAUGAAUACUACCUAGGAUAGGAUAAGAUAGUAUAGGAUAGAAUAGGAUAGGAUAAGAUAGUAUAGGAUAGAAUAGGAUAGGAUAGGAAUGAAAUCUUCAUCCUUUGUAUACAUAUAUAAUUACGUGAACGGUUAUGCUGCAACAGGGAAUAUUAGAGAUGGCUCUCUUGUCGUGUAAUAUGGAUUAGACUAAUAUCCACAAAACAAAUUUGAUAUAGGCUAAUAUCCACAAAACAAAUUUGAUAUAAAUAGAAUUCAAAGGUGCGUGCACUAGAAAUGCUGAAGGACAUGGAUAGGUAGUUGGAUGGUCUGCUACGACACGUAGAUUCGUUUGAUAAACCGUUUUCGACAAUCUUCGAAAAAAAGCUAGAUUUAUUUAGAAUCGUUAUAAAAACAUCACCGAGAGAUGGACACUUAAUUAAUUUUUGGUUCUAUGAGCCAAACAUAUAGGUUGGCACAAAAAAUUUGAUCGCAACCAACAAAAACUUUUUUUGGGGUUUGGCUUAGCCUAACAAGAAAAUUAUAUGGUAGAAGAUGCAUGUCAAACAAAAAUCGGGUUCGCACCAAAAUUUAUAUAAACCCUUGCGGUGAUCCAAACGCUGUUUUAUUCUAGCACCCUUCAAGACCACUCGGUCUUCGUAUAUGACCAAUGGACAAUUAUGGAUAAAUCUGAAGAAUAUUUGACACGGAAAUGUAGCUCCAAGGAACCCAAUUAAGAUAUAGCGAAACCAAACAUGUUCCUCCAGGAUAUUGCUGAAUAUGUAGUAGAUACCUCUGGACACCCUGUUAGGAGGUAAGUUACCAAAUGGCUCAGCCAAGAAAAAUAAAAAUCGUUGCCAUGAAGCAUGUAACGUGGAAAUGUAGAUAAAUAUUAUUUACAGUUAGGUUAUUAAUCGACUGAAACACGGUACGCGGAAGGUCGUUCAAGCUUUUCGGCUUGAAGUUUCACCUUGAUAGCAAGGCCUGAGGCUAACAAAAUACAACCAGGUCACUCCUUUUCUACAUAUAUGGGUGGUAAUAAAUGUCUGAAAAUUAACAUUUUCCCUUAACCGAUCCCAAUGCCUCACAACAUCUGGAUCUAAAUUUUUUUUGGCAUUGUGUGUAUCCAUAUGGGUGCUUCCGGUUUUGUCUCAUAGUCGUGGAGAUAAUUUUUUAUAAAAAAUGUAUUUCUGUUCCCAGUGAAUAUUACGAUUCCAAUACACCAGUUGUCUUCCAAGGUAUGCCACGUUACCACUCCGUGGCCAUCACCUGGACGAAUAUCUAAAUGUCAGGUAACGAAAGGCAAUAAUUAUAAUGCCAAAAAUAAAUAACACCAUGCUAUAAAACUAAUUGUGUCCACCUAAUAAACAAGCCAGGUAAGUAUUUUUUAAUUGCUAGUCGAAGAUUGUAACAACAAAUACGUUUCAGCAAGUCUAUAAAUGCAGAUAUAUAUGCUCCAUUAGCAGUGUGCAGUCCUGAUAUGGUAAUGGUGCAUCGAGUGCGCUUUUGAAACUGCAAUUUUCAGAAGUCCAGAUUCAUGCCCGGAUUAGUGAUGUAAGAUUCAUAUGAUCGAUAUGGUAAAUAACAUAAACUUGAAGUUGAUAAAGUUGAGACUUCCGUAUCCGACUUUUCAUUCUCACUUCAAAAUAAUGCUGACGAUAUAAACAGCGUCUCUGAGGAAGGCCGCUGAAGAGUAAUUGAACUAUUGUAAAUGGACAACAACGAAUUGGAUCGAUCUCCUUUGAGCUGCAAGGAAACGGUCAGGAAUUUUCUAAAGCAAAUCGCAAGCAUCAGAAGUAGUUUGCGCCUAUGCCCAACUCUCCAGUGGCGUCAAACGAUCAAGUAAUUCUGCCGGUACUUUCGGUGACGGAUACCUCACUAUGGAAGAUUCAGGCCCUGUAUUUCAGGGACGCGUAAGUCAUGCGCUGGCAGAAAUGGAACGUUUCCUUAGAGCGGUGUGGAGGCCAACGAUGGGCCUGGUUUCUGCUGUCUUGUGUGGUUGCGCAUGUACGUAUGUUGUUCCCAGUGGGGUUGCUGCUGCCUUACACGAGCUGGGGAUAUUCUUUGGUGCACUGAAGGCAGUUGAACGGGACGUGCACGCGGACGUUACCUACUACACGAAAUUCGUUGUCAUUUAUUUUCUCAUGUCAACCUUUGUUCCCAACGUAUUUAGGGUGUUAUUUAUUACAGUUAUCCUCUUCGCUAACGAACCCCUGAUCACAGAUAUCUAUGCUACGCUGUUUGCGGGUCGGUUUUUUCCAUCAGAGACAGUUCCUCAGGCAGGAGGACGAACCUCAGAUGAAGAGACUCCACUUGUCCGUCGAGGGAAAUUACCCAAGUUUAACACGAAGUUCGCCGCAUUUAAAGAGCCAUGCUGUCAUGCAAAAUAGUCUAGGAGUGUUGGGUGGUUGACGUUGUUUCAUAAUAGGUUCUUCCUGUUUUUUUCUCGAUAAUAGAUUAAUUUGCAGAUACGUUGAAAACUUAUCGUGCAGUAUGUACUCAAUGGCGACUAUCUCCAAGCACUGUUCGUCAUUCCAAUACAUCGGAACGUUAAACCUUCUAUCGUAAUGGCGAAGCAUAUCUGCUUGAAUGUGUUUUCAUAGUUCCUGUGAGCGUGAAGCCGUCCAUAGUUAAAGUUUUUGAUGGCAAACGAUUGCUAUGGAAUUUUGUUCCCGUGCCGUUUCAUAGUUGUGCUGGAUGAAUCACCAAAUAAACAAGUCUUCAGUUCCAGGAUGCACAGACAUGAUAGCCAGCAAUCGUUGAAAAAACAUGACACAUCCAGUCUGUGCUCGAUGAAA